Triplophysa rosa is the source of this 2550-nucleotide messenger RNA. RefSeq lists its product as uncharacterized. The transcript is spliced from 2 exons. The record is from RefSeq and is a predicted model, not a curated record. The coding region runs from base 1382 to 2059 and encodes 225 amino acids. NCBI's taxonomy places the organism in Eukaryota, Metazoa, Chordata, Actinopteri, Cypriniformes, Nemacheilidae.
AACCUCGGCAGAAACCAGGCUCAGCCGGGAGGGCCAGAUCUCCUCUGACGUGUCAUAGCUGCACUCAGUGACCCCGACCAAAGCCACCGAGCAACGUCCACGAAGAACAGGGAGAGCCCACGAGCCGUGACCCAGGAAGCCCCACCCGCCGAAACUGUGCAGGACCAACCCGGUCCCAUUCCGCGAUCAACAACAGACAACAGAGGAACAACCAGGGAAAAGUAGUAAUGGCAUAAUUAACUUUAUUCUUCUGUUGUCCGACAUCGACCACAAAACAAGACCAACCAAACCAGACCCACACAGUCCCAACAAAUGAAACGCCCCGAACCACAACCAACAAGCCCCCCCACUCCCUACAACACCCACCCAGCAUUUCCUCUUUGGACGGGUCUUGACUCUGGACUGCAGCCUCUCCUAACACAACCAAUCAAAUCUCAGGGUAUUGCCAGGAAUUCGCUUAGCAUCGUGCCUAACAAUGACCCUUAGCUGUUAUAAAAGGGAGGGGGAGUGGGAGGAUGAGGGGGAGAGAGAGCUUAUAGGCCUAAAGCUCAAGUUAUACUCGUGCGUAGGACCGCGUAGCCUACGUAUGUAGAUGACGCCGUUGUGAACAUUUAUGGUUCUGCGUUGAGAGUAUGCGUCGUACUGCAAUUACACCGCUGAAACGCUAGUUGGCUCUUUGUGUUUUCACGGGUUUGCUCAUCUUCUCCGAUGUUUUGUGUGUAUGCUAGUGUAUGCAAACGACAAUGGAAGCUGAUCGCAUCUUUAUGGAGUUGGAGCUGAUGAAGUAGAAAAACAGUUACUUUUAAUUAAAUUACUUAAACAAAAAGCUAGAAACCAGAGAAGGCAUCGAAGGAGAUGGUAUGUACGACCUGUGAACCGGACGAGACGGAUGGACGGCGAAUUUUCUGUGCUUGUCCGGCCCCUGAGAGACAUCGACGAAGAAAUGCAUUUCAGAUAUUUUCGCAUGUCUGCAGGUAGAUUUGACGAUUUGGUUCGUCGUGUAAAGCCAUUUAUUACACACCAGUGUACGCACAGUAUGCCUAUAGAUAUUACGCAGAGACUGGCAAUCACCCUUCGAGUUUUAGCUUCAGGUAGAAGCCAACAGGCUGUAGAGGCUAGCUAAAAACUGGCCUCUAGCACAGUUUCUGCCAUAGUGUCUGAGAUCUGUAAAGCUUUGUGGAAAGCACUGCAGCAAGAGUUUCUUGUAUGCCCUUCAGUCGCUCAAUGGGAAAAUAUUGCUGCUGAUUUUUGGCGACUGUGGAACUUUCCAAACUGUGUUGGCAGCGUAGACGGAAAGUAUGUCAACAUAAAAGCGCCACCACACGCCGGGAGCGACUUUUUUUAACUACAAAGGCGCACACUCCAUUGUUCUGAUGGCCACAUGCGAUGCCAGAUAACCAUGGUGGAUGUAGGGGGAUACGGGCGAGAAAGUGAUGGUGGGAUCUUCAAGGAGAGUCAAUUUGGUUCUAUGCUGCUGGAACACGAACUGGACCUGCCCCCACCAUUCAAUCUUCCUGGGACAGGUGUAAUAAUUCCACACGUGAUAGUUGGUGAUGCUGCAUUCCCCCUACACAACAACCUAAUGCGUCCCUUUCCAGGGACAAACUUGCCCAGGGAAAAGCAGAUCUACAAUUACCGUCACUCCAGAGCCAGACGGGUGAUUGAGAAUGCUUUUGGCAUUUUGGUGGCAAGGUGGCGGAUCCUAGCAAGACCCCUAGAGUGUCGGCCAGACAAAGCUGUCAACAUCGUCAAAGCAUGUUGUGUUUUACACAACUUUCUGGCAUACACUGAUGAGGUCAACACAGCAGUGAAUAGAUACAUCCCUGCAAAUUUCACAGACUCGGACACUACAGGGUCACCUCAGCUAGGAGAGUGGCGCAGGGUGGUGGCAGGGGACACUAAUGUAUUUGAACCUCUAGAUCCACGCAACCUUUCAAGGGCACGCUCCAGUAGAGCUGCAAUUGGUGUGCGCAAUGAUCUAAUGGCCUUCUUUCAAUCACCCAAUGGAAUUGUGUCAUGGCAGAACCAGAUUGUGUGCCGUGGUCAACUUGGUCAAUAAUUUGUGUUGAUGUAAAUGUAAAGAAGCUGUAAUUGACAUGUAAACAUAUUAAUAAAUACCUGUUAUGAAGUCAUGCUAUUGUUCUUUAUUUCCAUCAACUACACAAUAUAACAAGUGCAAACUACAGUGCUCAGCGUAAAUGAGUACACCCCCUUUGAAAAGUAACAUUUUAAACAAUAUCUCAAUGAACACAUCCAGCAUCCAGUCUCUAAAAGAGGUCAUUCUUGAAGAAUGGAAAAAGAUAGAUGUUGCAAAAAGUCGCCAUCUUGUUCAUUCCAUGCCUAGAAGACUUGGUGCUGUCAUUAAAAAACAUGGAGGCCAUACAAAGUACUAGAUGUAGUAGUUUUUGUUGUGGGGCUUAAGUUUUGCAUCACCCUAAUUUGAGUAAAACAGAAAAAUGUGUAAUCCGUUAUAUUAUUAACCUUACUUUCAUGUUAGAAGUUAAACAGAUGUUAUAUUAAACUUAGUCUUGUCCACAUUUUGGAUUUUUA